CGAUGAGAGGUUACGUGUUCAGGAAUCGGUUGUCGAAGAAGAAGUUGAACGGUUUGAAACAGUAAGAAUGGCCAAUACUCUAUUUAUACAUUUUUGUUAUACAUAGUAGCCCUAUAUGUACACUCCGAAAUCAAAAAAAGACUACUUGUUGUGCAACACUACACAACAAAACCAUCACGUUGCACCAAUUUGUUGGGAACCGCUUCAAACAGGAAUAGCCGUUUACUAUUCUUCGCACACAGCAGAAGCAGGUUCAGAGGAACCGUUUUUCAAACAGUUUCAACUUGUUCCUCUUGCAACAGUUACCGUUUAAUUCAACCCGCAACUUUAUUUUCAUUUCAUACAUAAGCAACCCAGAAGGGCGAGCACCAGAAAGAAGCAAUCUUUUCAUCGGAUUUGGCAUCAGAGAGAGAAGGGUCGUGCAGAGGAACACGUUUGGGCAAGAGGGUGUUGUUGAGAGAAAGGUGUUUCUCAGUGAUGGUGACUUUAACCCAUGGGAGAAAGGAAGGGCAGGGAAAGAGACUUGGGAAAUACGAAUUGGGAAGAAUUCUUGGAGAAGGAAAUUUUGGAAAGGUCAAGUUGGCAAGGGACACUAAUUCUGGGAAGCUUUUCGCUGUUAAGAUUCUUGAGAAGAACAAAAUCAUUGACCUCAAUAACACUGAUCAGAUAAAGAGGGAAAUAUCUACCUUGAAGCUUCUGAAGCACCCUAAUGUCGUCAGAUUAUACGAGGUCUUGGCUAGCAAAACCAAAAUUUACAUGGUACUUGAGUACGUGAAUGGAGGAGAGUUAUUUGACAAAAUUGCAUCCAAAGGUAAACUUGAAGAAGCUGAAGGUAGAAAGAUAUUCCAACAGUUGAUUGAUGGUGUGAGUUUCUGCCACACCAAAGGUGUAUUCCACAGGGAUCUUAAGCUGGAGAAUGUUCUUGUCGAUGCCAAAGGGAACAUAAAGAUAACUGAUUUUAAUCUUAGUGCUUUGCCUCAGCAUUUUAGGGAUGAUGGGUUGCUUCACACUACUUGUGGAAGUCCCAACUAUGUUGCUCCUGAGAUUCUUGCUAAUAAAGGAUAUGAUGGUGGAACAUCAGAUAUAUGGUCAUGUGGUGUUAUCUUGUAUGUAAUUCUUACAGGGUAUCUUCCUUUCGAUGACAGAAAUCUUGCAGUUCUUUAUCAAAAGAUUUUUAAAGGAGACCUUCAGAUACCAAGAUGGUUAUCGGCCGGUGCUCGAAACAUGAUAAAAAGAAUGCUUGAUCCAAAUCCUAAAACCCGGAUAACAAUGGCUAUGAUCAAAGAAGAUGAAUGGUUCAAAGAAGGUUAUAUUCCUGCAAAUCCAGAAGAUGAAGAAGAGGGUGUGUUCAUUGAUGAUGAAGCCUUUUCCAUUCAUAAUACGUCACUUGAAUCAGAUCAGGGUAGUCCAACAUCAACACUUGUCAAUGCAUUUCAAUUGAUAGGGAUGUCUUCAUGUCUAGAUCUCUCUGGCCUUUUUGAGAAUGAGGAUGUUACUGAGAGGAAGAUAAGGUUUACAUCCACUCAUUCACCAAAAGAUUUGGAGGAGAGGAUAGAAGACAUUGUAACAGGGAUGAGAUGUAGGGUCCAGAAGAGGAAUGGGAUGAUGAAAGUGACACAAGAUACUAAAGCACAGAAAUGUCUUUGUAGUCUUUCAGUGAUAAUAGAGAUCUUCGAAAUCAGUCCAACAUUGUUUGUAGUAGAGUUGAGUAAGUGUUGUGGAGAUGCUUCUGUGUAUAGACAGUUAUGCCAGAAAUUGUCAAAUGAAUUGGGUUUUGAGCCAAACCAACAGCUAGAGAGCUCAGAAAUGAUAGGCCUACUAAGAGAAAAUAAUUUGGAAGCUAUAUAAUGUAUAGAUGUGUGAUGCUUCUUUUUGUUGUCUAGGGUGGGUGAGAUGAUGAUGUAGAUGCGUUAAAAUAUUAAUUGUAUAUAUAAUAUUCUAUUUUUCCAUGGCAAAUUCUCCAUCAAUUUGUUGUA
This is a messenger RNA of Vigna unguiculata (cowpea), 1976 nucleotides long. Its product is annotated as CBL-interacting serine/threonine-protein kinase 1-like. NCBI's taxonomy places the organism in Eukaryota, Viridiplantae, Streptophyta, Magnoliopsida, Fabales, Fabaceae. The record is from RefSeq and is a predicted model, not a curated record. Gene Ontology annotation, biological process: signal transduction; protein phosphorylation. Gene Ontology annotation, molecular function: ATP binding; protein serine/threonine kinase activity.